Molecule: messenger RNA, 561 nt
Organism: Ilex paraguariensis (yerba mate)
Lineage: Eukaryota; Viridiplantae; Streptophyta; Magnoliopsida; Aquifoliales; Aquifoliaceae
Source: the annotation of a GenBank genome assembly
AUGAAGAAUUCAAGAAGUUCCAUUGCUCUUCUUCUCUUUUUCAUGUUUCUCUCCAUGUCAUUUGCUUAUCCAGCCAAGAAGAAACAGUACAAACCAUGUAAACAGUUGGUCCUUUUCUUCCAUGAUGUUGUUUACAAUGGUCACAAUGCUGCCAAUGCUACUUCUUCCAUGGUAGCUGCCCGGGACGGGGUAAACUUAACCAACUUAGGUGACCAAUUCCAUUUUGGAAGCAUGGUGAUCUUCGAUGAUCCGAUCACUCUUGACAAUAAUUUCCACUCAACCCCUGUUGGACGAGCUCAGGGCAUGUACUUCUACGACACAAAAAACACUUACACUGCGUGGUUAGGAUUUUCGUUUGUUUUUAACUCCACGGACCACCAAGGAAGCAUAAACUUCAUAGGGGCUGAUCCACUGAUGAAUAAGACUAGGGAUAUUUCUGUGGUGGGUGGCACUGGUGAUUUUUUCAUGCACCGGGGAAUCGCGACUCUAAUGACUGAUUCAUUUGAAGGCGAAGUGUAUUUCAGGCUCCGUGUUGAUAUCAAGUUUUAUGAAUGUUGGUAA